GCUUGUUGCUGCCUCCUCUGGACGAAGAAGAAGAAGACUGAGUUUUCUCUACGCAAACCCUAACAAUGGCCGAGGGACUCGUGUUGAAGGGCACCAUGCGCGCCCACGCCGAUGCUGUUACUGCCAUCGCCACUCCCGUCGACAAUGCCGACUUCAUCGUCUCCUCUUCCCGGGACAAGUCCAUCGUCCUCUGGAAACUUACCAAGGAAGACAAGUCCUAUGGCGUUCCUCAGCGGAGACUCACCGGUCACUCUCACUUUGUUCAGGAUGUCGCCUUAUCCUCCGACGGUCAGUUUGCUCUCUCCGGAAGCUGGGACGGCGAGCUCCGUCUCUGGGACCUCGCCACCGGCGUCUCCAGCCGCAGAUUCGUCGGUCACACCAAGGAUGUUCUCUCCGUCGCGUUCUCCGUUGAUAACCGUCAGAUCGUGUCGGCGUCUCGUGACCGUACGAUCAAGCUGUGGAACACGCUCGGCGAGUGCAAGUACACUAUCUCCGAUCAAUCUGAAGGUCACAGGGAAUGGGUGAGCUGUGUGAGGUUUAGCCCCAACACCCUUGUGCCGACCAUUGUCUCGGCCUCAUGGGAUCACACCGUGAAGGUGUGGAAUCUCCAGAACUGCAAGCUGAGGAACACGCUCGUAGGUCACUCGGGCUAUCUGAACACGGUGGCGGUGUCACCGGACGGUUCUCUCUGCGCAAGUGGCGGGAAAGACGGCAUGAUCUUGCUGUGGGACUUGGCGGAGGGGAAGAAGCUGUACUCCCUCGACGCGGGUGAUGUGAUCCACUCGCUCUGCUUCAGCCCCAACAGGUACUGGCUGUGCGCUGCGACCGAGCAGAGUAUCAAGAUAUGGGAUCUGGAGAGCAAGAGCGUUGUUGAGGACUUGAAGGUUGAUCUCAAGGCCGAGGCAGAGAAGUCUGAUGGCGACACUGGAGCCGCUAACAAGCAGAAGGUGAUAUACUGCACGAGCUUGAACUGGAGUGCAGAUGGAAACACAUUGUUCAGCGGUUACUCUGAUGGAAUCAUCAGAGUCUGGGGUAUCGGCCGUUUCUAGAUGAUGAUGCCAUGAAGAAGAAGAAGUUGCUGUCUUUGUCCAUUGAUGAUGAUUGUUAGCGGACAUGCCAAAAAAAAUACAGAACAAAAGCCGUUUCCUUUCAUUUCUCUCGUAUAAUUGUUUUAUAUGCCUUGGAACCUCUGUUUUUUUUAGAUCGCUCUCUUUUUAUGCCCUUCCCUGUUCAUCUUUUGGUCACGUGACAUUCGUAACAGCAUUUUGUCUUUAUUUUGAUGGCACUGACUUACCAUCCUGUCCUGUGAUGGAUUCAAAUUCUUUCA
Tarenaya hassleriana is the source of this 1327-nucleotide messenger RNA. RefSeq names its product receptor for activated C kinase 1B-like. The record is from RefSeq and is a predicted model, not a curated record. Lineage: Eukaryota; Viridiplantae; Streptophyta; Magnoliopsida; Brassicales; Cleomaceae. Gene Ontology annotation, molecular function: translation regulator activity; protein kinase C binding; ribosome binding. The transcript has 2 exons. The coding region runs from base 66 to 1049 and encodes 327 amino acids. Gene Ontology annotation, cellular component: nucleus; cytosol. Gene Ontology annotation, biological process: rescue of stalled cytosolic ribosome; positive regulation of protein phosphorylation.